GAGAGAGAGAGAGCGAGAGAGAGAGAGGGAGGGAGGGAGUGAAGUUACAAGGUGCUCUGUCUGUGUCAGAGGAGAAAAGGAAAGUAACCGAAGGAGAAGUGGAAAGAUUAAAAAAACAAACCAGAUCAAAGCAAGACAAAAACAGAGGACGACACCAGGGCAAAAAUAAGACAGAGAUAAGAGCAAGCGACAAAACAAGACUCUGAAUAAAAAAAAAAGGGACGGACGGGAGGAGAUCGAAAAGGCAAAGAAAGAGAAAGGAAAGACGAGAGAAGGAACGUAAGAAGCCAAGAUUUAAAGGAGAAGAAGAAGGAGGGAAGGUGGAAAAGAGAGAAAGGAAGAACAAACAGUUUCUUUAAGAAGAAUCCCAGUUCCCAGUUUUCUCCAGAAGGGGGCAGUGCUGUGAAUGGAGCUCACAAACGGACAGGUCUGCAAUGGGAGUGAAGCCACACCCCUGGCGAUGACGCCGGGUUCAGUGGAGGGGUCAGUGGCGAGGCCACGCCCCCCGCACAAGGAGUACCGGACCCUCUCCAUCGCCAGUGUGAUCUGUGGUAUCUCCUGCAUCGGGGUCCUAGCUGUGAUCAGCUCAGUCAAGGCCAGUGAAAGACGCUCCUAUGACCCGGAGCAGGCUGACCUCUUUGCCUCGAAGGCCCGGCGGUUGAGUAUCCUGUCCAUCUUCGUGUUUAUUGGGCUGCUUGUGCUGGUCCCACUGCUGAUGGCGCUGGUGUCAUACCUGCUGACCAUCGCGGAUUGAGCCAGGACACUCACAAAGUGACUAACUGACCAAGGGAACCAUGUUACUGCCAAACCAGGGGGGAUCCAGACACUGAACACUGAAUGGGUGAAGCGUCCACGCAACAGGAGUCUUAAUCCAUCAUUAAUCAGCCCCAGUGUGUCUGAUUAUUAAACUCCUAGUGAAACCAGGACUGGAUCGCACUGCUGUGCAGCAGGAGUCUGAUUCCCAUCCUUACAGUAAUAAUGCUAAUCACCAUUGAAAAAUGAUUGACAGGUCAGAAUGCCCAAAUGUAUCAAAUUUUGCACACAUCAGUGAAUAUAUAUUAUUCUUGCCUAACUCAGUGGGCAUUUUAGAAGCGUAUUACGAACCUACUAGAAAAAUAAUGUAUUUAUUUAUUUAUUUGUUUUUUAAAUUUCCAACUUGUUUUAUUUUCAUUUUGUAUAUCUUUAAGGCACUUUUUUCCUUUUUCUUGUUUAA
Molecule: messenger RNA, 1213 nt
Organism: Acipenser ruthenus (sterlet)
Lineage: Eukaryota; Metazoa; Chordata; Actinopteri; Acipenseriformes; Acipenseridae
Product: transmembrane protein 265-like
Exons: 3
Coding region: 407-754 (115 amino acids)
Cellular component (GO): membrane
Source: RefSeq, a predicted model, not a curated record